AUCUAUUUGUGUCAUUUUUCUACUUCACAUUACUUUCCCAUCAUGAAGACCACGGGGAUGUUUGUUGGCUUCUUUGAUGUCACAGUUCUGUGUCUUAUCUGGCUAACAAAGCAUACAGUGGACUCGGUUCAGCUGUCAGCCCCAGAGAAGGUAACUGCACCAUACGGAGGAUCUGUGACAGUCUCUUGUCAGUAUGAGCAUCAGUUCAGAGAAAACACAAAGUACUGGUGCAAAGGACUGGUGUAUGACCUGUGUACCAUAGUGGUGAAAACACCCAAGAACCGACCCAGUAACAGAAACUCCAUUGCUGAUGAUAAGGAGGCAGGAGUCUUCACUGUAACUAUGACUUCACUCAGAGACAGUGAUGAAGAUUUCUACUGGUGUGUCAUCGCCACAUCUGGAAGGAACAUCUACAGUCGUGUCAGGCUCUCAGUCUCCCACACAGUGGUAACAACUAACGUCACCACACCAACCACUUCCUCAUUGGAACAUGAUGAAAUGCGAUGGUGGGCGACUCUACGUUGGAUCCUCUUUAUUUUAAUGUUGUGUAGUCUGGCAUCAAUACACAUCGCUGUGUGGAGGAUAAAAGGUGCCAGGAAAAUAUGUGUGCAACAAUUUCAAUAUCAAAACUCAAACAUUUAUGACUGAAAGUUAGGUAACACCAUGAGUGUAAAUCAUGGGUGAAUUAUAAAUGUGUUAAUACUAAGGUUACAAAACCAUUCCUCCAGAGGACUCUCUAUCAGUGUGUGAAUUAAACCAAAAAACAAACCAAGUGAAAAAUUGGCUUUCAGCCACUUUUUUCCCUUGUAUUUAACUGAUUAAAACCUCAUUAAUUUCAGUGUCCAGGGCCUAAGAUAACUUUGGGCUCAACUGAAUAUCCAAAAUUAGUACCUCUGGAGAACUGAGGCUCUUGGCCUUUAUUUAAUUUAUCUGCAGAUCGUAUAUGAAUGGUCAUAAAGGUGGUGUUCAUUUGCAUUUAACCACCAGUUUCUAGGGGUUCUUCUAAAUCUGUCAGUGUUGUACUCCAAAGAUCUGAAAAUAGAAGGCAGAAUAAAAAUCACUUCAUGCAUAAAUGAAGGCCUGUUUUUUGUGAAAUGUUGCUAUGACAUUGAAUAGUGGUGAUGUACUCCCCUGUUUUUCAGUAAUUUAAGGAAGGAUCACAGAGGCAUAGUUUCCUCACAUUAAUAGACACACACACACACACACUGACUUAGAAAAUCACACCUACAUCUGAGAUGGAGUGUUUCUGUCCAAGAUAAUUUAUGUAAACUGUUGAUUUUCAGUUACAAUCAAAGGUAAAUUAUGUUUUAAUUCCCCUGAAAAUGUUAUAUAUUAUAUUCUCAAAGAGAGGCGGUGAUGAUUUAUGAUCCUUGCCAAGCAGAUUGCAUUACCCUGCUGCAAGAAGUUGGAUAAUUGUGUCUGCUGGUCAUAGAACAGCAUACAGACUAGUAUUAACAGUUUAUUAUCCACACUUGUAUAAUAUAAUGCAAUAACCCUGCAUUUAAUCUUAUUUCUGUGACGCAUGUGAUGUUCAGUUUAUGCAUAUCAGAGAGGUAGUGAAGUAUUUAGUCUGUGGUGAUGCUGUAUUGGUUUGCAUUAUAGAUUGUUUUUGAUAUUUCAUCAUUCUCGUAUAUGUAAUUGGGAGUGGGCAAACCUUUAGAAACAACCUUGACUUGUCAUAGUAGGAGAAGAACAGGUGUUACUUGUAACAUCAAUGAUGGCUCAGUUCUGUUCAAGUGUCCCAGUAAGCCACAAGAACAAUGGCAGGACCCUGAAACUGAAGCAAGUAAAUGGAAUUCAGCUAUCAUUAUUGAUUUUAUAAUUUACACCUAUGCUUUUCCCUCUGUGACAUUUCAAAACAUCUUCUGUGAAAAAGGCCAAAAGCAAUGUAGCUAAAGUCCAAACAUAUUAUAGAAUUAUGUCAACAACCAGAUAACAAAACUGGUGUAAAGAAAUUGUAAUGUAUUCAUUUCGGCGCUAAGACAUAUGGGGAACAAGGGAGUAACAAUUGGCAAUUUUAGAGCAAAGGAUAAAUAAAUCAUACUCUUAUUUUUAAAGGUACCCUGUAUUUUUGUAAAUACAAUGAAUACUACUGGAGAAACAAAACUGAAAUUUGUGGAAAACUGUGUUAACAACCUUGUUCUUAAGGGAGAGCAGUCGACACUUGAUAUUACAACCCAAAUACCUUGUUCUUACUGUGUAAUGUAAAAUAACUGUUGAAGUUUAUUAAGAAACAUUAUUGCAUGUAGAUGGGAGAAAAUACAAUAUAAUAGAGGGGUAGCUACUCAAAUUUUACAGGUGACAGUUACGCUUCAGGGAUUUAUUAAUGCCUCUCGUACUUUAUUGUAUGUGUUAAUAUUCAAAGGACAUACUGCAUGUAUCAUAAGGACAAGUCAAGAAAUGGAUCUACAUUUAUGAAAAUUUGCUCCUAACAGGAAUGUUAGUCCAGAACUGCAGCUGCUCAUAACAUUUUCAGUGGUGUAGAAAACAAAUGUAUCCUUCCUCAAAUGAACAACUAUGGAAGGUUUUUAUUGUCAACC
Messenger RNA from Seriola dumerili (greater amberjack), 2540 nucleotides. RefSeq names its product CMRF35-like molecule 3. Lineage: Eukaryota; Metazoa; Chordata; Actinopteri; Carangiformes; Carangidae. The record is from RefSeq and is a predicted model, not a curated record. Bases 43 to 648 code for a protein of 201 amino acids. The transcript has 4 exons.